AUGAUAUGUUCCUACAGCUCCUCAGGCUCAGAGGGCGAGGGUCAGGGCGACGAAGAGGAGGGAGGAGACGGUGAGGAAGAGGAUGGAAGAGGAGGAGGCGGCGGCAGAGGGACCUCGUCCAGCCAUGAGGGGAGCAUCAGCAUGGAGCGCUGGAUAAACCGGGCCAUCCACGGCACCUCCUCCACCACCACCACCUCCUCCACGGCCUCCUCCUCCUCUUCCUCCACACGCAGCGGGGGCAGCGGGGCAGCCGGCGGCAGGCUGGCCGACGUCCUGGCCCAACACAUCUCCGCCCACCACCACGCCCGCCACCACCACCACCACCAUCACCACCACCACCACCACCGCAAGACGGAGAACCACUCUGCCCCUCCAGAUGUCACCGGCUACACCAACAACACCACCGACGGGAUCCAGGUGGAGAGAGGCCCGGGCACCGGCACCGCGACCCAGAGGCAGACGCCCAAGUACGGCAACGCCGAGCUGAUGGAGACCGGAGACGGUGUUCCAGUCAGCAGCAGAGUUUCAGCCAAAAUACAGCAACUCGUCAACACUCUGAAGAGACCCAAACGGCCACCGCUGAGGGAGUUUUUUGUCGACGACUUUGAGGAGCUUCUGGAAGUCCAGCAGCCAGACCCCAACCAGCCCAAGGCGGAGGGAGCUCAGAUGGUGGCCUCGCGGGGCGAGCAGCUGGGCGUGGUGACCAACUGGCCCCCGUCUCUGGAGGCGGCCCUGCAGAGGUGGGGCACCAUCUCUCCGAAGGCCCCCUGCCUCACCACCAUGGACACCAACGGCAAGCCGCUCUACGUGCUCACCUACGGGAAACUCUGGUCCAGGAGUGUGAAGCUGGCCUUCAACCUGCUGCACAAACUGGGAAGCAAACAGGAACCGCUCGUCAGACCUGGAGACCGGGUGGCGCUGGUCUUCCCAAACAACGACCCCGCUGCCUUCAUGACGGCGUUCUACGGCUGCCUGCUGGCCGAAGUCGUCCCCGUGCCGAUAGAAGUACCGCUGUCCAGGAAGGACGCCGGCAGUCAGCAGAUCGGGUUUCUGUUGGGGAGCUGUGGAGUGACGGUGGCUCUGACCAGCGACGCCUGCCAUAAAGGGUUACCCAAGAGCCCCACCGGAGAGAUCCCACAGUUCAAAGGCUGGCCCAAGGUGCAGUGGUUCGUCACGGAGUCCAAACACCUCUCCAAACCUCCCCGAGACUGGUUCCCACACAUCAAGGACGCCAACCAGGACACCGCCUACAUCGAGUAUAAGACCUGUAAGGACGGCAGCGUCCUCGGUGUGACGGUGAUGAGGAUAGCCAUGCUCACACACUGCCAGGGACUCACACAGUCCUGCUCGUACACAGAAGCUGAGACCAUAGUGAACGUAUUAGACUUCAAGAAGGACGUGGGACUGUGGCACGCCGUCCUGACUAGCGUGAUGAACAUGAUGCAUGUCAUCAGUAUUCCCUACGCCCUCAUGAAGGUCAACCCUCUGUCCUGGAUCCAAAAAGUCUCCCAGCACAAAGCCAAGGUGGCGUGUGUGAAGUCGCGGGACAUGCACUGGGCUCUGGUGGCCCACCGGGAGCAGCGAGACGUCAACCUGAGCUCCCUGCGCAUGCUGGUGGUGGCGGACGGUUCGAAUCCCUGGUCGAUCUCGUCCUGCGACGCCUUCCUCAACGUCUUCCAGACCAAAGGGUUGAAGCCGGAGGUCAUCUGUCCCUGUGCCAGCUCCCCCGAGGCCCUGACUGUAGCUUUAAGGAGGCCUGUGGAGGAGGGCAGCACCCCUCCCGGUCGCGGCGUGUUGUCCAUGCAGGGUCUGAGUCACGGCGUGAUCCGGGUCGACUCGGAGGAGAAGCUGUCCGUCCUCACGCUGCAGGACGUCGGCGCCGUGAUGCCCGGAGGGAUGAUGUGUGUGGUGAAACCAGAAGGAGUUCCUCAGCUCUGUAAAACCGACGAGAUCGGAGAGUUGUGUGUUUGUACGGCGGCCACGGGAACCUCCUACUACGGCCUGGCCGGCAUGACCAAGAACACCUUCGAGGUUUUCCCUGUGACCAACAACGGGGCUCCCGUCAGUGAGUUUCCCUUCACCAGGACCGGCCUGCUGGGGUUCAUCGGUCCUGCGGGUCUGAUCUUCGUGGCGGGGAAGAUGGACGGUCUGAUGGUGGUCGGCGGCCGGCAGCACAACGCCGACGACAUCGUCGCCACGGCACUCGCCGUGGAGCCCAUGAAGUUUGUCUACCGGGGCAGGAUAGCGGUGUUCUCCAUCACGGUGCUUCACGACGAGAGGAUCGUGGUCGUGGCGGAGCAGCGGCCCGACUCCACCGAGGAGGACAGCUUCCAGUGGAUGAGCCGAGUUCUGCAGGCGAUAGACGGUAUCCAUCAGGUGGGGGUGUACUGCCUGGCUCUGGUGCCCUCCAACACUCUGCCCAAGACUCCCCUGGGUGGCAUCCACCUGUCAGAGACCAAGCAGCUGUUCCUGGAGGGGGCGCUGCACCCCUGCAACGUGCUCAUGUGUCCGCACACCUGCGUCACCAACCUGCCCAAACCCCGGCAGAAACAACCAGAGAUCGGUCCUGCGUCUGUGAUGGUGGGGAAUCUGGUGUCGGGGAAGAGGAUCGCUCAGGCCAGCGGCAGGGAUCUGGUUCAGAUAGAAGACAAUGACCAGUUCCUCUUCCUGUCGGAGGUGUUACAGUGGAGAGCCCAGACCACUCCGGACCACGUCCUGUACACACUGCUCAACUCCAGGGCUACGAUAGCCAGCUCUCUGACUUGUGUUCAGCUGCAUAAGAGGGCAGAGAAGAUCGCCGGCAUGCUGGCUGAACGGGCCCACCUGCAGGACGGAGACCACGUGGCGCUGGUCUACCCUCCAGGUAUUGACCUCAUCGUGGCGUUUUACGGCUGCCUUUACGCCGGCUGCGUGCCGAUCACGGUGCGACCGCCUCACCCGCAGAACAUCGCCACCACGCUGCCCACCGUCAAGAUGAUCGUGGAGGUGAGCCGGUCGGUGUGCGUGAUGACCACGCAGCUCAUCUUUAAACUGCUGAAGUCGAAGGAGGCGUCGGCCGCCGUGGACGUCCGGACCUGGCCCCCCGUCCUGGACACAGACGAUUUGCCAAAGAAGAAACCUCCUCUGCUGCAUAAACCCUCUAACCCCGACACCCUGGCCUACCUGGACUUCAGUGUCUCCACCACCGGCAUGCUCGCUGGAGUCAAGAUGUCUCACGCAGCCACCAGUGCCUUCUGCCGCUCCAUCAAGCUGCAGUGCGAGCUUUACCCGUCCAGAGAGGUCGCCAUCUGCCUGGACCCGUACUGCGGCCUGGGCUUCGUCCUCUGGUGCCUUUGCAGUGUGUACUCAGGUCACCAGUCCAUCCUGAUCCCUCCGUCCGAGCUGGAGGUGAACCCGGCUCUCUGGCUGUCGGCCGUCAGUCAGUACAAAGUCCGCGACACGUUCUGCUCCUACAGCGUCAUGGAGCUCUGCACCAAGGGCCUCGGCCUGCAGACCGACUCCCUGAAGUCUCGAGGGUUGGACUUGUCUCGCGUGAGGACCUGCGUGGUGGUAGCGGAGGAGCGUCCCCGGACAGCCCUGACGCAGUCCUUCUCCAAACUCUUCAAGGACCUGGGGCUCCACCCUCGAGCCGUCAGCACCUCCUUCGGCUGCCGGGUCAACCUGGCGAUCUGCCUGCAGCCUCACAGGCUGGGAAAGCUUGCGGACCAGGGCACCUCAGGACCCGACCCCACGACUGUGUUUGUUGAUAUGAGAGCGCUGCGGCACGACAGGGUCCGACUCGUAGAGAGGGGGUCCCCACACAGCCUGCCACUGAUGGAGUCAGGGAAGAUCCUGCCGGGGGUCCGGAUCAUCAUCGCCAACCCAGAGACCAAGGGACCAAUGGGAGAGUCCCACCUGGGCGAGAUCUGGGUGCAGAGCGGCCACAACGCCAGCGGUUACUUCACCGUCUAUGGAGACGAGGCGCUGCAGUCGGACCACUUCAACUCCAGGCUGAGCUUCGGAGACACGCAGACCGUCUGGGCUCGAACCGGCUACCUGGGCUUCCUCCGCAGGACCGAACUGACUGACGCCAGCGGAGAGCGUCACGACGCCCUGUACGUGGUCGGUGCUCUGGAGGAGGCCAUGGAGCUGAGAGGGAUGCGUUACCACCCCAUCGACAUCGAGACCUCCGUCAUCAGGACGCACAAGAGCAUCACAGAGUGCGCCGUGUUCACGUGGACCAACCUGCUGGUGGUGGUGGUGGAGCUGGACGGUUCGGAGCACGAGGCCCUGGACCUGGUCCCCCUGGUCACCAACGUGGUCCUGGAGGAGCACUACCUGAUCGUGGGCGUGGUGGUGGUGGUCGACAUCGGCGUCAUCCCCAUCAACUCCCGCGGCGAGAAGCAGCGCAUGCACCUGCGCGACGGCUUCCUGGCCGACCAGCUGGACCCCAUCUACGUGGCCUACAACAUGUAGCGCCCCCUGGUGGAGGACGUGGAGGUGGACGAAGGAUUAUUUAACGAAGGCGCAAAGACGAUCUGAGAAGAAUAAAGCCGGAGUCCCCGAGGCACAAGAAGUUGCGUUUCUCAGGCAGCGCUUCCCCCGAGGCUCCGUGUCGCUGCCGACCAUCUCCAGAAUCAAGAUGUUACGUUUAGCUGUCGUUUAGCGUUCAGGCUGUUUCUAUUAGCAGGAGCGAGAUUUGCACUCAGCCAACCCGUCCAGAUCCAGAAAGUUCUGCCACUCAUGCCGAAUGUUUACCGGAAACGGUGUCAAUCGUGCGUCGUGGUCGGCGGAAGACGACAAUCGUUAAAUCGCGUGUGUCUCACUUUAACGUUUUGCUGUUAAGUAUUUGCUGACGUCGCUCGUUUUCUUUGUUUUCGAACACGUCCUCAGAAUAUUUCCGGCUAUUUUUCUUUUUAAAGGAUAUUUACACAGAAACAAAGCAAACGGUGGCAGAAAAUGAUAUUUUACGAUAUCAACCAAUUACAGAGAGCGAGCUAUGUGUUGAUACGAGGGGGAGGGUCAAUGAGGUACUGCACGCUUGUUUCAUGCUCGCUCGUGUUUCGUUUUGUAAGCGUUACAUUUUUUUAAAAUUAAUUAUUCAUUAUUUUCUGAACCAUCCGUCCCAUCUCAGUGUGCUAACAGCUAACGGCUAACGGCUAACAGCUAACAGCUAACGGUUAACAGCUAACAGCUGCUGCCUUUAACUCGUUCAUUGUUCCGAACAAACAAUACAUCAAUUCAUAUCAUGUAAGUAUGUACAAAAAGAAACCGAUUUAAUUUAUUUUGUUUCUCUUUUAGAAGUAUAUACGACGAGACGUUCAAGAAUGUUUCGCUCUUGAAUAUUUGCUAAUAUAAAGAAAAGUAGAAAGCAUUGUAUUUUGAGUGAAACGCAUUCACGUCAACAUAUUAUGGUCAAAUAUAUAAUUAUAGUUUAUAUGAAAACGUAAAGGAUUCACACGAUACAGGAGCAGAUUGACACGCGAUGCUUCGUUUUACCUGCAUGUUGGUCUGAAAUGUUUCAGUUUAAUUUCACACGAAGAGUUCUGAACCAAAACUUUUAUUUGAUUUAUCUGUAAAAGUUUUGACAUUUUCCCCCAAAACACUCGGCGUCGAUUGAUAAUUCAUUUAAAUGAGUCAUUUGUGCCAUUAGAUUUCAAAUCAUCACUCACAUUUCUAAUUUGUGCACUCGAUGUGUGAAAGUGAGUAAUUAAUGUAAUAAUACAACAAACAUCUCUCUCGUGCAGUAAGACUGUCGUUUAAUUAAUAAUAAGCUCUUGUUGGUGUAACACUGACUUACGCAGUAUUAUUUAGAGAGCUGACGGUUCGUUAAAGAAUCCAAAAAGACAAAACUCAUGAAGUCAAUAUUAACUCAUGUUCUGCUGUCUGUGGUUCAUCAAGACAACGUGAACGCUGUUCAGACAGAUUUGUGAUAAUUUGACCUUUUUACACUAAUAUAUAUUAUUCUUUUCUUAUGCACAAAUAUUAUAAACUGCUGAAAAUUAUGAAAAACCUCUUUCAAAAUUCUCAUAUUGGAUUCCAUGACAAAGUUUAAAUUCACCGUCUCUUAGUUCAACAUAACUUCAAUAGAUUGAGAUCUGUGUGCUCCAUUUGAAGGUUUUAUUCAUUUCAGGGCACAAUUUCUAAUUUAAGGUUCUACAUGAGUAAAUAUUUUAAUAAAUUAACUGUACUCUAAUAACUGUCUGUGAGGAGACGUUACGUUAGGACGAUGUUUGCUGACCUCCAGUGGAAACCUUAACUCUUAAAAACAGCUUUUUGUAACUGGUUGGCGUCACUUUUAAUAUGAGGAAGUCUCAACUUUGGAUCAGAACUCUUCAUGUGUCUCGUGUACCAGAGAACAAGCAGCGUUUCUGAUCUUUCAACAGAAAACAAGUUUUAAUCUUCAGUUGAAACAGACCAACAAGCAGCGCUCGGCUCUCUUAGGAUGAAGGUGAAUCCUCAUCGCCUCCGAGUGUCCGCGUGACGGCAGGUCGGCGAGCAGCCGCAGCUCCUGUAAAUAUCAGUCAGAGGUCCUUCAUAUUUUCUACAUGGACAGAUCGAUCAGGGCUCAUACAGUGAUGUCACAACAGGAACUAAAGACUGAAGACAGGAAGCAGAAUGUGAGGGCGUUUCACCGGAGGCUCUUUGAACGCAUCACAGAGCUGUGGUGAGGUCAAAGGUCAGCAGGAAUACCAGAAUGUUCCGGAUUCAACACACGGAAAGAGAGAAAAAAA
Molecule: messenger RNA, 6713 nt
Organism: Anarrhichthys ocellatus (wolf-eel)
Lineage: Eukaryota; Metazoa; Chordata; Actinopteri; Perciformes; Anarhichadidae
Product: disco-interacting protein 2 homolog C
Exons: 35
Coding region: 1-4455 (1484 amino acids)
Source: RefSeq, a predicted model, not a curated record